AUGAAUCCUUCGUAUUACUUAAAUCUCAUAUAUUUAUUUAACCUGUUGCAAAUUUACGUGCAUUUGGCUAAUUGAGAGGUUUUGAUUAUAGUUUUGUUAUAAAUAUCUCUUGUUUUUGUUAGUAAUAUGAGUUGGAGUUAGAGAUCAGUAGCUUAAGUAGACGGAGUUCUGUAAUUAAACAGUUUAUUAGUAAUCUUUUUUCUGAAUAUCGCCGACACAUAUAGAUACACACUGGCAGUGGAGUCCUAUAGGAGUAUAAAUUUCCCUCUCCUUCUCUCUCUCUUCAUUACUAGGAAAGCUUGGAAAGAGAGAGCCCUCUUAACGAUGGUGACACCUACCACUACUACUACCGAUGUUACCUUGUCAUUCUCCUCCCUCUUUUUCUCCAUGCUUCUUGUUGUUCUUUCUGCACACCCCCUUUAAUUCCUUAACUCACAUUAAAGUAUAAAAAAACAUUGCAGAAAUGUAUAGGAAUAGAUGUAAGAAAGACACCCUUUUCCCCUUUUUGCCAGUGCUGGUGAUCUUGGCUGUGUUUUUUGAGUCAUCGUUUGUUGUUGAAGGGAACACUGAUCCCAAGGAUGUGCAAGCUCUGCAGGUCUUGUAUGCUUCAUUGAAUAGUCCUUCGCAACUCAGUAAUUGGAAAUCAAAUGGCGGUGAUCCCUGUGGCGAGUCUUGGAAAGGAGUCAUUUGUCUGGGAGCUUCUGUUGUCUCAAUUAAAAUUAAUGAUAUGGGGCUCAAUGGAACGUUGGGAUACAUGCUCGAUGCGCUUACCUCGUUAAAGAACUUGGAUAUGAGCGGCAACAACAUUCAUGAUUCUUUUCCGUAUCAGCUUCCACCCAAUCUCACCAGCCUGAAUCUUGCAAACAACAAUAUAAGUGGAACCGUUCCUUAUUCCGUUGCUGGCAUGGUUAGGCUUAGCUAUCUGAAUCUUAGCCAUAAUUCACUCUCUCAAACAAUUGGAGAUGUGUUCACCAACCACUCCAAUCUGGUAGCCUUGGAUCUGUCUUCGAAUAAUUUUUCUGGAGAUCUCCCUCCUUCAUUCAGUACGUUGACAAAUCUUUCCGUACUUCGUCUGCAAAACAAUCAGCUAAGUGGCACUCUCAAUAUCCUGGUUGGUCUACCUUUGACUAAUUUAAAUGUUGCCAAGAAUCGUUUUAAUGGAUGGAUCCCGAAUGAGCUCCUAUCUAUCCCUAACUUCAUGUAUGAUGGGAAUUCUUUUGCAAAUGGUCCAGCUCCUCCCCCACCACCAUACACUGCACCUCCUCCUGGAAGAUCUCGCAACAACCGUACCCACUCUCCUCCUAAUUCACGUACAAGACCAGGUUCUGAUGGCCAGCCAUCUCCAGAAAAUGGCAAUGAAAAGAAAAGAUUGACAACUGGAGCUAUCAUUGGCAUAGCUCUUGGAUCUUCUUUUGUAAUUCUUUUUGCUCUGGCAGCACUUGUAUUUUGCAUCCGAAGGGGCAAGGACAAGGAAAUUGCUGCAAGACCCUCUACAGGAAGUCUUCCAGUUGGCACAGAUAAAGUGAAUUUGGAGGUACAAGAGCAAAGAGCAAAGCCUGUGGUUGCUGUAGCUGACUUGAAGCCCCCACCUACAGAAAAGGUGACAGUUGAAAUGAUACAAGGGAAGAAUGGAUCUGUAAGGAGAGUGAAGUCUCCAAUAACUGCAUCGUCUUAUACUGUCGCUGCAUUGCAAACAGCAACAAACAGCUUCAGUCAAGAAAAUCUCAUUGGUGAAGGAUCUCUUGGGCGAGUUUAUAGGGCAGAGUUUCCUAAUGGGAAGAUAAUGGUCAUCAAAAAGAUCGACAGUGCAGCACUAUCACUGCAGGAGGAAGACAACUUUCUUGAAGCUGUCUCAAAUAUGUCAAGGUUGAGGCACCCAAACAUUGUUCAAUUGAUAGGAUAUUGCGCUGAGCAUGGGCAACGACUUCUGGUUUAUGACCAUGUCACAAAUGGUAGCUUGCAUGAUAUGCUGCACUUUGCUGAUGAGAGGAGUGAAUUGCUUACGUGGAAUGCCCGGGUUAGAGUAGCUCUUGGCACUGCUCGAGCUUUAGAGUACUUGCAUGAAGUCUGUCUACCUUCUGUUGUACAUAGAAACUUCAAAUCCGCAAAUAUUUUACUGGAUGAAGAGCUCAAUCCCCAUUUAUCAGAUUGUGGGUUAGCAGCUUUGACUCCAAACACAGAACGCCAGGUGUCAUCCACACAGAUGGUUGGUUCAUUUGGUUAUAGCGCUCCUGAAUUUGCUUUAUCUGGAAUAUACACUGUAAAAAGUGAUGUAUAUAGUUUUGGUGUGGUAAUGUUGGAGUUGCUGACGGGAAGGAAGCCACUUGAUAGUUCAAGGGUGAGAUCGGAACAAUCUCUUGUGAGAUGGGCUACGCCUCAACUACAUGAUAUAGAUGCCUUGUCAAAAAUGGUUGAUCCUGCACUAAAUGGCAUGUAUCCUGCAAAAUCCUUGUCCCGUUUUGCUGAUAUUAUUGCGCUGUGUGUUCAGCCUGAACCUGAGUUUCGACCCCCAAUGUCAGAAGUUGUGCAAGCACUAGUCCGGUUAAUGCAAAGGGCGAGUGUGGUCAAAAGGCGAUCCAGUGAUGAAUCAGCUUUCACAUACAAGACUCCGGAGCAUGAGACGGCUGACAUGCCAUAAAGAAAAAUACAUGGGAGGAGCCUUUGCAAUUUUGUAAGUAACUUCUGCAAAGGUCAAGGGUUUGCAGAUAAAACUCAAGGUGUCAAUACCAGACACAUUAAAAAUGUAAUUAUUUUUGCAUCCCAAUUUGAGGUACAUAAUUCACUGACAAUUUCCUCCAGAGUACAUUUACAACCAUCUUGGGAUAAUGGAUAUAUAUCAUGAUCAUUACUGUCAAUAAUAACAUUGCAGCCCAUUAUCAUUC
Capsicum annuum is the source of this 2882-nucleotide messenger RNA. RefSeq names its product protein STRUBBELIG-RECEPTOR FAMILY 8. Gene Ontology annotation, molecular function: protein kinase activity; protein binding; ATP binding. Bases 464 to 2638 code for a protein of 724 amino acids. The transcript is spliced from 16 exons. Gene Ontology annotation, biological process: protein phosphorylation. The record is from RefSeq and is a predicted model, not a curated record. Lineage: Eukaryota; Viridiplantae; Streptophyta; Magnoliopsida; Solanales; Solanaceae.